Microplitis mediator is the source of this 750-nucleotide messenger RNA. RefSeq lists its product as uncharacterized. The transcript has 3 exons. The record is from RefSeq and is a predicted model, not a curated record. The coding region runs from base 234 to 680 and encodes 148 amino acids. Lineage: Eukaryota; Metazoa; Arthropoda; Insecta; Hymenoptera; Braconidae.
CCUAAAAAAAUAGUGUUCUGAUAUACUUUAAGAGCUUGGCAUUAAAAUAGAAAUAACUAGAAAACAAUGCAGAAUUUAAAAAAACUUUAUCAGAGAUAAUUUGUAGGAAAUAAAAUUGUCUACAAAAAAGAAUCCAUGGCAUUUUAUGAUAAGUCCGAUGAUUUCGCCGGAAAAGUAAAAAGAUUUCAAAAUUCACUCUAACUUGACUUCGAGGUCCAAAAACUUUUGAACAGAUGGAUUUAUCAAAAAAUGAUAAGAGACUUUUUUUGGAGAGCGUUAUAUUCCCUACAAAAAUGUAUGCUGGGCUUAUUCUUACAAUGAGCCAUUGCCGAGAGAAGUUGAGAGAUUUACAGGCUGUAACUCACCUAGAGCUCCUAUCAUUAUUGAGUGGUGAACCAGUUAUACGUCAUCCCCGGAGCGAGAGCUUAAAAAGAGAUGAAGCGAUUAAAAAUGCUUGGCUACUAUAUGAUAGCAACAUUUUAGAUAUACCGAAUUUCCUAGCUUAUGCUAGUUAUUUUCUAACACCAACAUAUCUACAAGAAAAUUUGAAUGAUAUGGACGGUAGAACAGACGACGAGGAAGAAAUUUCCGAAAUAGAAGGUAUCAUUCUUCGACCAAUGGAGGAGUACCUUAGGAUGGAAGUCUUCCAAGAAUUAAAUUUAAUUAUUGAAAAUGAAUAAAUUAUACUUUUAAUUUUAUAUCAAUAUAUGAAAAAAUAAAUCAAUUAUUUUCCUUAAAAAAAAAAAAAAA